CUAAGUAGGUUAGUGUUAUUGAAUCACUUGUUAAGUCAGUCACACACAAGACACUUCAUACACAACAAUGAAGAAAAUUGUAGUUAUUAUGGCCGUCAUUACUUCGGCGGUAGUUUCUUUUCCCGUGUUAAGUGAUCCUAAACCAAACAAAGACGAAAAUUUGGCAUCUAUGCACCAUGCAGAUGUUGGGAUAAAACCGAGAGCGAAUCUUUAUCCUUUGUUUUUUUUUGAUCAAAUCGAAGAUAAAGCGAAGAAACCUUCGAGUAAAAAAUCUGGAAGUCAACUAUUGCUCAACGGUUUUGGCAAAAUCACAAAUAACGCCACAGAUAUAGCCAAAACUACAAAAUCUGUUAUCCUCAAAGUCGCAAAUAAAACCACAGAUAUAGCCGAAACUACAAAAUUUAUCGUUGAGAAGAAGCCUUAUCCUAUUCAAUUGAAUUUCUUCGCGAAAGCGCAAGACGACGAAGGUGGACCACGCAAACCCUCUAAAGAAUUAACAAUUUCCUUGCCCCGCUUCAAAACCGACAGUAAGGGAAAAUGGGUGUAUAACCCCUGGGCUGUCACCUACGCAGAUGUGUGGAAGUUUACUUAUAACUUCAUUUACACUGGUUAUAAUUUUGCAACCCAAAGGAAUUAUAAAACUAAAUUUCCUUUCGAUGAAGUGUGCUAUCGAAGGUCGACAGUGUAUAACAUUCCACCAGUAACGGCGUGGAUUGGUAGAAGGCUUCGACAUGCUUGGGGAAAUGUUAGUUAUGACGCGAGACUACUUCAUUUAGAUCUCAGACUGGAAAUAUUCCUUCAAGGAAAAUCGGAGGCCUGCCACACAAAUCAGUACGUGGAAUUUCGGCCAUAUCUCGAAUGUGCCAUUUUGCGAAAUAUGAGGAUGGAGUAUUUAAUGCCACAUUAUCCACUGAUUCAGAUCGGAAUAGAUUACGCUAAAUGGCAAGAUUGGGGUGUUCCAACUGGAUAAUUGGAAAAUGAUAAGUUUUAAUUCAUUUCAAGCUCUCUAAUAAAAAUUAAAAUCUCUUAACUUAAGAGAUAUUUGAAAAUACAUCAUCUAAGAGAGGUAUUGAAUCACUUGUUAACUCACUCACUCUCAAAACACAUAAUAUCCAUUCAUGAAAAAAAUUGUGUUUAUAAUUGUCGUAAGUUUAUUUGAAUUAAAAAAGGAUAACAAUAUGA
Molecule: messenger RNA, 1182 nt
Organism: Drosophila ananassae
Lineage: Eukaryota; Metazoa; Arthropoda; Insecta; Diptera; Drosophilidae
Exons: 3
Coding region: 68-970 (300 amino acids)
Source: RefSeq, a predicted model, not a curated record